Messenger RNA from Epithele typhae, 1683 nucleotides. RefSeq names its product extracellular triacylglycerol lipase precursor. The transcript is spliced from 9 exons. Lineage: Eukaryota; Fungi; Basidiomycota; Agaricomycetes; Polyporales; Epitheliaceae. Bases 1 to 1683 code for a protein of 560 amino acids. The record is from RefSeq and is a predicted model, not a curated record.
AUGACGGUCUCCUCCUUGCUUGCUUCGGCGUUCUUCGCAUGGACGGCUUCGAGCCUGGUUCUGGCGCAAACGCCAGUCCAGGUGACUCUCGGCGAGACGGAAGUGACUGGAAUGUCUUUGAACUUUGGGGGACUUGGGGUGGAUUUCUUCGGAGGGCUUCCCUUUGCUCUGCCUCCACUUGGGGAGCUGCGGUUUGCGCCCCCUGUAGCUGUCGGUGUCAUCGACUCUCCGACCUUUGACGCCACAGGGUUUGGCCCGGCUUGCGCCCAGAUGAACGUAAGUCCUUCUUCAGAAGACUGUCUGACGCUAAAUGUCUUCCGACCUGCGGGGUUCGACGCUUCCGCGGCGCUCCCAGUGAUGGUGUGGAUCUACGGAGGAGGGUUCGCAGAGGGUCAAACGUCGAUUUACAACGCGACGGAGAUCAUCGUCCAGAGCGUGAUUCGUGGCACACCCGUGGUCUAUGUUAGCAUCAACUACCGGGUGGGCCCGUUCGGAUUCCCUCAGGGUGAAGAAGCCGCACGUCGCGGGGCUUUGAACCUUGGGUUGAAAGACCAGCUAGCGGGCUUGAAGUGGGUCCAAAAUAACGUCCGUACCUUCGGCGGGGAUCCGACCAAGGUCACCAUCUUUGGACAAAGCGCGGGUGCGAUCUCCAUCGCCGACCUCUUCCUCCACUCCCACCUCGAGAAGUUCGUCCGCGGCGCGAUCUUCGAGUCGGGCUCACAAGGCACGCUCCCAUUCUUCAACGCGACCCAGCGACAGCCGGCGUGGGACGCGCUCACCGCACUCCUCCCCACGUGCGCCGGCUUCGCACAGAACGACAAGUUCGCCUGCGCGCGCGAAGCGAGCACCGACGCGCUCUUGACGGCGUGGACCCAGUCCGCGGCAGAGUUGCCCGCUGUGUUCCUAUGGGCGCCAGUGAUCGACGGGCCAGAUGGGCUGAUUCCGGACCUGCCCUCACGCCUUCUCGCGGCGGGGAAGUUCUCCAAGAUCCCGUUCAUUGCUGGCACCAACUUGGAUGACGGCACCGACUUCACUCCACACACCUUGAACUCAACGACCGACUUGGAAGAGUUCCUCUUCGUUGCAAACUUGCCCUUCACCACGACACCUCCUGAGACGUUCGAGGCAGACGUUGCAGAGCUCCUCGUUCUUUACCCCGACAAUCCGGCUCUCGGCUCACCGUUCGGGUCUGGCAACAACACGUUCGGUGCCGGCCUCGAGUACAAGCGUGGUGCGGCGCUCCUGGGUGACGUCGCAUUCCAGGAGCCGCGGCGGACAUGGAUCCAGACGGCCAGCGGGUUCGGAGUGCCGACGUUUGGGUAUCUGUUCACGGACCAGAACGCGGCCCUUGCCAAUCCGAGCUUGGGAGUCGCUCACGCGACGGAGAUCACCUACGUCUAUGGUGAGGAGAAGCUCGUGAAUCAGAACCUCAACGUUCGACUCCUGAGUUCGGCCAUGCUCGACUACUGGCUCUCGUUUGUGACGAGUCUGACGCCGAACGACGGGAAGGGCACUCCACGCACGACGUGGCCACAAUACAAGCUCUCUGCUCAGGACAUCGUCCAGUUCGACACGACCGCGUUCGGGAACCUUUCCUUCGCGAACUUCGCGGUCGUUCCCGACACGUACCGCGCGGAGCAAAUUUCAUUCAUCAGGUCCGUCGCUGGAGACCUCUCACAGUAG